AUGACUGUCGUCAGCUCGUGCCAUAAGACUGCUGGUGAUAAGCUGAAGGAAGGUGGUAAAGAAGGUUCCAGUUCUUGCUGCUUGGAAGUUGAGAUGAUCCAGAAAGCUCAUAAAAUGGGUCUUUUGACAACCCCGUUUGCAUUCAAUCAACAUGAAGCUAUUAAAAUGGCUAAAGUUGGCGGUGAUAAUAUAGUGGCCCAUAUGGAUCUAACUACAACAGGCUCAAUAGGAGCAAAAAUAGUUGUUUCACUUGAAGAAAGUGUUGUUUGUGUAAAGCUAUUGCAGAAGCAGCGCAUAGCAUUAAUCCCAGUGUCAUUGUGUUCUGCCAUGGGGUUAUGCAAGUCACCUAAAAAGCUUUAUGCAUGCUCAAUGCUUAUUAACAGAUAA
Messenger RNA from Sphenostylis stenocarpa, 387 nucleotides. The record is from the annotation of a GenBank genome assembly. Lineage: Eukaryota; Viridiplantae; Streptophyta; Magnoliopsida; Fabales; Fabaceae.